GAUGAUUGAGAACUUUCAUGCAAAUUAGUGGCUGUGUAAGGUGUGAGGCAUCCAGUAAGGCUCCCGAUAUGCAUGACACGUCACUUGGUGUUCAGUCACGCGCCCUCGGGGCCAAAGAGGACGAGGCUUGAAUACUUGUUAUAGAUGCCGCAAUACUUUAAGUUUUCUAAUUCUCAAGUAACUCACACUAUUCAUAGUAGGCCAAAUCGCUACUGCGUUAUUGAAAGUAUGAGUGCGUUUGGUUCACAUGGCUCACUGCCGCUCCAACCUGAUCUCAUCACUCGGCGGCAGCAAACAAUCAUCCAUGACCCCGAUAAAGCGCCUUCUGUGGUCGCUCAGCUAUAUCAAAACUGUUCCGGGCUCUUCGGUGAUAUGCUCGUACUACUCCGCUCAGAUCUAAUCACGAAUAAUUCGAUACUCAUGACUUUGGAUCGCAGUCACAGCUAUUUAGUCCUCUGGGGAGAUGGUUAUGGAGUCGCGGACGAAAAGUUUGAAGAGGCUCUGGGCCGAUCUCGCAGAGCCCGAGCAUCUACACUCCGAUAUCUAGUCAGUAUUUGCAAGACACUGACAGGACGUCUUUACCCAAGCUUGGCCAAGAUCCAACAAGCACAUAUUACUAUAAAAGUUGAGGAACUUGCCGCGACCACAGAAAAGGUCAAGCAUCUCAUUCAACAGGACGGUCGACACGAUUCUGAUAGCGAUACUGACAGCGAUGAUUGUUCUGACGCUGGAUCAUUAGAUUGGGAUGACUUGGCAGAAGACCUCAAUACUGAUACCCAAUGCCUGUUAGACCUAGGGUCAAGGUUCAGCGAAGAAACUGUCGGCCACGUACUUCCGGGUCGAGCAGUCACUCCGAAUCUCUUGGGCCCGUGGAGCCCAUCCGGGAUCUUUACUGACCAAAUACAACGGAGCUACCCAUCGUGUGAUACUGGGCUGUCUGAGCGCCUAGCGCAGGCGAACCAGUCCCGGCUACUCAGGUGGCGGCAAGCAAUAGGGUCAGCUGUCAAGAUCAACAUAGUAUCCAGUACAAAUGAUCGGUCCGAAAAGGGUGCUACCAAUACGUUUAAAGAUGCUGGACUUGGCACAUCUCUCCCUCUAGGCCAGUCACCCACAGCAAUGAGCCCAUAUGCUGGGACCUUGGUGUCAUAUUUUGGAGGAGGAGCCGGUCCUAUCAGAGCUCCACUCCUUCCGAAAGGCGCAACCGACGGGUUACCAUUUACCUGUAUCAGCUGUGGCCAAACGGUACGAUUCACUAAUACAUCUGCAUGGAAAAAACAUCUUUUCUCAGAUCUCCAGCCAUACAUAUGCCUUGAUAAUGAGUGUUCGUCGAAUGUGGCAUCGUUUUCAACUAAAGCAGCAUGGCAAACCCAUUUUGAACUUGAACAUAAUCCUUCUUCUAUUUGGUCUAUCAUCAAAUGUCCCAUCUGCCAGCAGCAAAUCCAAGGCGACAAGCUGCACUGCACAAGUCAUCUUGCCAGACAUAUGGAGGAUAUCGCUCUUAUGGUGUUACCGCCUACUAUUGCAGAAUCCGAAGGUGGCAGCGAUGCGGGAUCUGAAAUUGAAUUUCAGCAAGAGAACACGAACACGGCCUUUGGGGACAGGACUGAUACUCAGUCCUCCUCGUCGCAGACGGCUCUAUCGGACGUCAAUGCUGCUGAGGCUCAUAAGAUUGUCGAAAACGAAAAGCUAUUUAUAGAUAAUUCUUGGCUUGUUCAUAACCGUAUGUCCAGUCAGUCAGACAAAACUACAUUGAAUCUUAAAGUGGACCUUAUCGGCGAAGGUUCAAAGAAGAAGAUCGAAACGACCGUGAACAACAUUAGUCAAGAUACCAAGGCAAUGCUACCAGAAGGACGCGAGCCCUCAAAUCCGGAAGACAUUCAACAGCCAGGGGGCCACUACGUCUACCAACCUGGAUCAGAACUGAUAGCAAAUGCUGUUGACACACACUCUGCUUAUGUUCCCCGAGCAUGUAUCUGUUGCCAGAAGUGUACGGGAGAGAAACUACUCAAGAAACCUACGGUACGAACAAUGGACAUGCCACAUGAUCCAGCGAAGAGUUUGCUCUGCAACACUCUAUACAUCAAUCACAUGCCUGUGAAUGUACAUGAGGACCUCCUCAAACAAAUAUUUUCCAACCAGCCAGGAUACAAGCGUCUCUGUUACAGAGCAAAACAGGAUGGGCCCAUGUGUUUUAUUGAGUUCGAAAAUGUGCAGUCUGCAACCAGUGCGCUUGACGAGCUCGAUGGGCGCCCUUGGACUAAUGGUAUUGAUGGUCGUAUCAAUUUGGGCUAUUCUAAGAACUCACUCGGCGUUCGUCUUGAAAAUCCGACUUCGACACUUAUGCAAACAUCUGCUAAGACGGUACUCCCGCCCCUCGAAGGCAGACACGAAAGAUGUACGACGUGCCAAAAGACAGAUUGUCUGCCACAACAUCAGGCCAUACUGUAAGAAGUGCACCAAUUGAGGUCGGGUCUGCGAGUGGGAUCAAGCAGACAGCACCCAGAACCUCAAAUAAUUCCUACAGCCAGAAGCAGAACGAAGGUGUUCGUUCGUAAGCUGAUCAGGUGUUGGGCGGCAAUAGUGGAGUUGCUUUUGAUGCACCCCACCAAGUGCUAUUGUAGCAGCGAGUGCGUGUGACGCUAUGAGUCGCGAAAUGGAACGGUUUCAUAUGGGACGUGUGAGCUUGAAAUCAGCUUCUAUUACGAAAUAAAGCCGAUUUGAUGUGAUAAAUGGUAGGCACUUCUACUUAAUAUUUACUUCAGUAAUAGUAAAAUGGAUCUCUACAG
Molecule: messenger RNA, 2786 nt
Organism: Truncatella angustata
Lineage: Eukaryota; Fungi; Ascomycota; Sordariomycetes; Amphisphaeriales; Sporocadaceae
Exons: 7
Coding region: 145-2448 (767 amino acids)
Molecular function (GO): mRNA binding
Source: RefSeq, a predicted model, not a curated record